Messenger RNA from Medicago truncatula (barrel medic), 1485 nucleotides. Its product is annotated as protein MAIN-LIKE 1-like. The transcript is spliced from 5 exons. Lineage: Eukaryota; Viridiplantae; Streptophyta; Magnoliopsida; Fabales; Fabaceae. The record is from RefSeq and is a predicted model, not a curated record. Bases 1 to 1485 code for a protein of 494 amino acids. Gene Ontology annotation, biological process: meristem development; meristem maintenance.
AUGGAGCAGGAGCAGCCUGAUGUGGAAUUACAACAUAUGGAGGAGCAGGAGCUUGAGGAGGAGCUGCAUGCUAUGGACGAGGAAAUGAAAGAUGGCGAGCCACGACGAAGGCGAAAGAAGAAGGAGAAGGUGGUGGAUCCUGAGCCACUGGAUGACUAUCCCGGUGGCCCACAUGAGACUGGCCUGCUGUGGAAGUACCAUGUGCACGUGGCCAGGAAGGCGGCUGAUGGCGUGUGGCGUGGAAAAUUAAAAUGCAUCAGCAACAGAAAGAAGAUAGAAGUGAUGCAUGAUGAAGAAAAUAAAUCUAUCAUGGCUGGACGGUGGUGGGAGAACAGAUUGCAUGCCACAGACCUUGGUUGGCUCCAGGAUACCAGCUACAUCAUGAUUGACCAUGAUCUAAUUUAUGCCUUUGUGGGGAGGUGGCACGAGGAGACUUCCAGCUUCCAGCUUCCAUUUGGGGAAAUGAAAGUCACACUUGAUGAUGUGGCCUCUUUGCUGCAUAUCCCCAUUGAUGGCAUGCUCCUGUCCCACGGGUCCAUAUCACGGGAUGAGGCGGUGGAAUGGAUGGAGUUGUACUUGGGAUCUAGUACGGGUGAUGCUCUUAAAGAGGUCGAAAAGACCAAAGGUGCACAUUGUCGAUUUGUCUACUUGGAGGAGAUAUUCAAGGAUCGUUUGAAGGAGAAGAGCGAUUUGGCGGCCGAGUAUGGUGUGACUGAGGAGGUGGAGAGUGACAAAAGCCAGUGGGCUGUGGAUGUUGUCUACCUGAAGUACUUCAGAGACCUUGAUCUUGUUGCUGGUUAUUCAUGGGGAGUUGUGGCACUAGCUCACUUGUAUAAGGAGCUCAACAAUACUACACGUUGGAACUGCAGUCAGGUGGCAGGAUAUCUGACUUCGUUGCAGGCUUGGGUGUUUCAUCACUUCCCAAGCACAGUGGACAACUACAGAAACUAUCUAGAUGCAUUGGAUUUGACGAGGGUUGUCAUGACCCAAUAUGGAGUGCACCGUCAUACACGUCAGUUUGAGCGGGUCGGCCUUUACUCUGGAUGGCUGAGAUGCGGAGAGCGCAUGGUGAGAUAUCUGCCGAAGAGGGUGUUUCGUCAGUUUGGGUGGUUUCAGACCAUACCGAGACAUCCCAUUGAGAGUGCACCUGUUGAUGUUAAUUUGGCGGAGAUCACAAACCGCUUUCGGCGUGCACUUGAUUAUGCGCUGACACCUCAGAUGUUGGGAGAGACUGCAAUUCAUGGUGUGGAGGCAGUAGAUGGAUACAUCGAGUGGUUUUACCAGGUGUCUCAUCCACACAUGAUUCUUCCAGACAUGCCGGUACCGGUACCAAGGCCACCAGAACGUGAGGUCCUUGAUGCGCGAGCUGCUCAGGAGGAUGGAGACCUUGGGUACUUACAACUUAGCGGAAAGAUGAGUCGCAUCAGAGACCACAUCUAUGUUGUGAUGAGAAGUGGUCUGGUGCCGAAAGGGACUGAGGAAUGA